CAGAAGUAUACUUUGUCGGAAAUGGCGCACCACGAUUCCCCCGGACCGUGUAUAAGAAGAAUAGUGUAGGGGCGCCUUCCAGGAUUCAAUAUCAAUUCGACCCCUCGCUUCUCAUACAUUCAAAUAUGUCAACCUUGAUUUUGGCAGCCUUACUCACUCUCGUACCUGGCGCACUUGCGCGUACUAUGACAGUGUACAAUCACUGCCCCUUCACUAUGUGGCCUGCGAUGUUCACAGGGACUGGAACACGUCCAUCCUAUUCGACAGGAUGGGAAGCUCCCCCUUAUACAUUUGUGACCUUUUCUGUCCCUGACAACUGGCAAGCGGGCAGGAUUUGGGGGCGUCGUGACUGCAACUUUAGCACUAACCCGGGCCCUAGCUCGUGCCUCGACGGUGGGUGCAACGGCGGCUUGGAAUGUGACCCAAAUACCGGUACCGGCGUACCACCUGCUACUCUCGCGGAAUUUAGCCUUAACCAGAGUGGCGGCUUAGACUACUAUGACGGUCUGUAUUUCGUCGUCUCAUGCACACGAUCCAGUGAACAACCAUCGUUGCCAUUCCUUGUUUCAGUGUCCCUUGUGGAUGGCUAUAAUCUGCCAAUGAGCAUUACCAACAACGUUGGUUGUCCAGUCGCAAACUGCCCGGUUGAUCUCGGACCGAACUGCCCUGCACCUCUCAAAGGUCCGUUCGAUUCUACAGGUUUCCCUGUUGGCUGUAAAAGCGCUUGCAAGGCAAACCUUGAUGGAAACCCGUCCAACUCGCCCAACUGUUGUACGGGGGAGUACGACACCCCACAAACCUGUCCCUCUUCUGGUGUGGCCUAUUACAGUUAUUUCAAGUCGAAUUGUCCAAAUGCAUAUUGUUAUGCCUUUGAUGAUAGCACUGCUUUGUUUACAUGCCCUGCAAGCAAGAAUGCAGUAUAUACGGUCACUUUUUGCCCUUGAAUACUUCGGAGUAGAUCACCGCAAUGGUGGUUUGUAAAUGUAUGUCUCCGAUGGAUUGUUUGUAACAAAGAUGGAAAUCGUCCGUACUUUCACGAGUCUUUGAAAUACUGAGAUGUGUCUUGCUUCAUCCGGAGAACUGUUCCGCCGGACUACUAUGAGUACCACCACUACCAACUUUCACUGGACUGCCGUGGCGAAAUACAGUCGAAAUUGUGCAUGAAUAGACAAGGGGGAA
Molecule: messenger RNA, 1179 nt
Organism: Pisolithus orientalis
Lineage: Eukaryota; Fungi; Basidiomycota; Agaricomycetes; Boletales; Pisolithaceae
Product: thaumatin
Exons: 10
Coding region: 126-944 (272 amino acids)
Biological process (GO): defense response
Cellular component (GO): extracellular region
Source: RefSeq, a predicted model, not a curated record